AUGGCUAGAAUUGGCACAGUUACGAAGCGAUUCAAACGUUCCAAUAACGGCUGGGAUCCUAGUAAAAAGACACUUCGUCUUGACAAACUUCAAAUACGAAUGGCCGUCUACAUUUCCAUGGCUGAAAUAUGA
This is a messenger RNA of Entrophospora candida, 132 nucleotides long. The record is from the annotation of a GenBank genome assembly. Lineage: Eukaryota; Fungi; Glomeromycota; Glomeromycetes; Entrophosporales; Entrophosporaceae.